UGACUUUGCAGAGCCGGCAAUUAUUGAGUUCAUACUGCUUGCGAGUGAUAGAUGCAAUUUGUAAUUUUCUAGGCGGAUGAACUUGGAAGCUUCUCCGUUAUUGAUUGAUUAAAAGAUCUGGGUUGGUGCUCUGUUUGGCCUUGAGAAUGUUGAAUUACAAUCUUCUGAUCCUUGAUUGGUAGUGGUUGAAGUGAGAGUACCUAUUGCCUCUAUUCUUACCGAAAAAAUAUUAUAUGGCUAGUUCAUGUGAAAGGUGGAUCGAUAGUCUUCAAUUCUCCUCGUUGUUCUGGUCUCCACCACAAGAUGCACAGCAACGAAAGGAUCAAAUUACUGCCUAUGUUGAGUACUUUGGUCAGUUCACAUCAGAACAGUUUCCCGAAGAUAUAGCUGAGCUGAUCCGUAACUGUUAUCCAUCUAAGGAAUUACGCCUUUUUGACGAUGUUUUAGCAAUUUUUGUCCUUCAUCACCCGGAGCAUGGACACGCUGUCUUUCUUCCUAUUAUUUCGUGUAUCAUUGAUGGUACACAGGAGUAUGAUCGAAGUAUUCCUCCAUUUGCUUCUUUCAUUUCCUUAGUCUGCCCAAGUAGUGAGAAUGAGUACUCUGAACAGUGGGCUCUGGCAUGUGGAGAGAUUUUAAGAAUUUUGACUCAUUACAAUCGUCCAAUUUACAAGGUUGAUCAUCAACACAGUGAAGCUGACAGAAGUGACAGUGGCAGCCUUGCUACGAGUAACUCUGCAAAUGGGGAUGUACAACAGGAAAGGAAACCAUUUAGGCCUUUAUCUCCAUGGAUUACUGAUAUAUUGCUGGCUGCACCUCUGGGUAUUAGAAGUGACUACUUCCGUUGGUGUGGAGGGGUGAUGGGAAAAUAUGCAGCUGGAGAACUCAAGCCACCUUCAACUACUUCUCGAGGAUCAGGGAAGCACCCCCAGCUCAUGCCAUCAACUCCAAGAUGGGCUGUUGCCAAUGGCGCUGGUGUUAUAUUAAGUGUUUGCGAUGAGGAAGUUGCUUGCUAUGAGACUGCUACUUUAACUGCAGCUGCUGUUCCUGCACUUCUGCUUCCUCCUCCAACAACAGCUAUGGAUGAGCACCUUGUAGCAGGGCUACCUCCUCUUGAGCCAUAUGCUCGUUUAUUUCAUCGCUAUUAUGCAAUUGCUAGUCCAAGUGCCACACAAAGACUUCUUCUUGGACUUCUAGAAGCGCCUCCAUCCUGGGCACCUGAUGCACUUGAUGCUGCUGUACAACUUGUGGAACUGCUUAGAGCAGCUGAAGAUCAUGCAUCUGGCAUGAGGCUUCCAAGGAACUGGAUGCAUUUGCAUUUCCUGCGUGCAAUUGGGACUGCAAUGUCAAUGAGAGCAGGGAUUGCUGCAGAUGCUGCGGCUGCAUUGCUUUUUCGCAUACUUUCACAACCUGCAUUGCUUUUUCCUCCACUGGGGCAAGUUGAAGGAGUUGAACUUCAGCAUGAACCUCAGGGUGGUUAUAUUUCAUCCUACAGGAAACAGAUAGAAGUGCCUGGAGCUGAAGCAACCAUUGAAGCCACUGCCCAAGGGAUUGCAUCAAUGCUAUGUGCCCAUGGGCCUGAGGUUGAAUGGAGAAUAUGUACCAUAUGGGAAGCUGCUUAUGGUCUGAUUCCAUUAAGUUCCUCAGCUGUUGACCUUCCUGAAAUUAUCGUUGCAACCCCCUUGCAACCUCCCAUUCUAUCAUGGAAUUUGUACAUACCUCUCCUUAAAGUCCUGGAGUAUCUUCCUCGUGGAAGUCCAUCCGAAGCAUGUCUCAUGAAAAUUUUUGUAGCUACCGUUGAAGCGAUUCUUCAAAGAACAUUUCCACCUAAGUCCUCCAGAGAAGAAAUCAGGAAAGCGAGGUAUCUUUUUGGUGUUGGGUCUGCCUCAAAAAAUCAUGCUGUUGCAGAGCUUCGCACAAUGGUCCACUCACUAUUUUUGGAAUCGUGCGCCUCUGUAGAGCUUGCUUCACGCUUACUUUUUGUUGCGUUAACAGUGUGUGUUAGUCAUGAAGCUCAGCAACCCAAUGGGAGCAAAAGGCCAAGUGGUGAAGAUAAUCAUCCUCCUGAUGAAAUCAGCAAGGACUUGCAAGUGACACCUGAGAACCAGAGAGAAAUGAGAACUAGGAAAACAAAGAAACAGGGCCCUGUAGCUGCAUUUGAUUCUUUUGUUCUAGCAGCUGUCUGUGCUCUUGCCUGUGAACUUCAGUUGUUCCCUUUGAUUUCAGGAGGGAAUAAUCGUUCAGAUGUAUCGAAGCCUGCAAUGAUAAAUGGUUCUCCUAAUGAGCUCGGGAAUAGUAUUGACUCUGCAGUUUGUCAUACUCACAGACUAUUGGCAAUUUUAGAGGCACUUUUUUCGCUGAAACCAUCUUCAGUCGGCACCUCAUGGAGUUACAGUUCCAAUGAGAUAGUCGCUGCUGCAAUGGUUGCUGCUCAUAUAUCUGAAUUAUUCAGACGAUCAAAGGCUUGCAUGCAUGCUCUAUCUGUCUUGAUGCGGUGCAAGUGGGAUAAUGAAAUUCACUCCAGGGCAUCUUCACUAUACAAUCUCAUAGAUAUUCACAGCAAGGCUGUUGCAUCUAUAGUUAACAAGGCAGAACCACUCGAAGCACAUUUGAUGCAAGGACCAGUUUGGAAAGAUAGCCCAAUGGGUCAUGAUGGCAGAAAACAAAAUAAAUGUGCAAAUUCUAGCUGCACUGAAUCAGUGCAGCCAUCUUCCCUGCAGCGUGAUAAUUUGGCAGAUUCAAGAACUUUACCUAAGAGUGAGAAAGCUUCUCAUUCAACUGCAGGCACGGGAAAUCUCACAGGAAAAGGAAUUGCAAGCUUUCCAUUAGAUGCAUCGGAUUUGGCCAACUUUCUCACAAUGGAUAGGCAUAUAGGAUUUAAUUGCAGUGCACAAGUUCUUCUGAGAUCAGUACUGGUAGAGAAGCAAGAACUGUGUUUCUCAGUUGUUUCAUUGCUCUGGCAUAAAUUGAUUGCAGCCCCUGAAACACAACCCAGUGCAGAAGGCACUUCUGCUCAGCAAGGAUGGAGGCAGGUGGUUGAUGCACUAUGCAAUGUCGUAUCAGCAUCACCAACAAAAGCUGCAACAGCUGUUGUUCUUCAGGCGGAUAGGGAAUUGCAGUCUUGGAUUGCUAAAGACGACGAUCAAGGUCAAAAGAUGUGGAGAAUCAACCAGCGAAUUGUGAAACUGAUUGUGGAGCUAAUGAGAAACCAUGACAACCCAGAGUCAUUAGUAAUUUUGGCUAGUGCUUCAGAUAUUCUUCUGCGUGCCACGGAUGGGAUGCUCGUCGAUGGAGAAGCAUGCACUUUACCACAGCUGGAGCUCCUUGAAGCAACAGCUAGAGCAAUUCAACCAGUUCUUGAGUGGGGCGAAUCAGGAUUGGCAGUUGCAGAUUGCCUUUCAAACCUGUUAAAGUGUCGCGUACCGGCUACAAUACAAUGCCUUUCUCAUCCGAGUGCUCAUGUCCGUGCUCUUAGCACAUCAGUUCUUCGUGAUAUUUGGCAUACUGGUUCAAUAAAAUCUAGUACUAAACAAGUGGACAUAAACCACUUACAUGAUGCCACUUAUCAAUAUCUAGAUGUAGGCACCAUUGAUUGGCAAGCGGAUAUUGAGAAGUGUCUAACAUGGGAAGCUCAUGGAAGACUUGCAACUGGAAUGCCUAUUCAUUUUCUAGAUAUUGCUGCUAAGGAAUUAGGAUGUUCUAUAUCAAUUUGAGAUUUCUAGCACUUGUCAGCUGCUUUAGAUUCAUUGGUAUUCAUUACAAGUGAGGAUUUGCAAAAACAAGAAAACCAAUUUUCAUGAAGGAUACUGAAAGGAAGGAGAAGUUCUUCGAUGGUGAGUGGUAAAAUGUCAUUAUCGUCCUUUACACAAUAAUGGCUGGUGUACAGUGAGAUUGUAGACAUGGCUGAUGAUGUUCAAUGUGAUGUUGUUCAACUUUAUUUGCACAACUUCAUUUCGUAUUGGGUCAGAAACCGACAUUUUACUUUAUUGAGUAGAUUAUCAUGGAUUUCUUUUGGCAUAAGAAUACUGAAUAUCAGGCUGUCUCGGUUAUAUAAUAUUUGGUUUUUUCCCCUCCAACAUUAUUAUCUUGGUGGAAAUUGCACUGUUUUUGUUACCUCA
This is a messenger RNA of Camellia sinensis, 4115 nucleotides long. The record is from RefSeq and is a predicted model, not a curated record. Lineage: Eukaryota; Viridiplantae; Streptophyta; Magnoliopsida; Ericales; Theaceae.